This is a messenger RNA of Andrographis paniculata, 1239 nucleotides long. RefSeq names its product cyclin-dependent kinase inhibitor 7. The record is from RefSeq and is a predicted model, not a curated record. The transcript is spliced from 4 exons. Gene Ontology annotation, molecular function: cyclin-dependent protein serine/threonine kinase inhibitor activity. Gene Ontology annotation, cellular component: nucleus. Gene Ontology annotation, biological process: negative regulation of cyclin-dependent protein serine/threonine kinase activity. Bases 214 to 801 code for a protein of 195 amino acids. NCBI's taxonomy places the organism in Eukaryota, Viridiplantae, Streptophyta, Magnoliopsida, Lamiales, Acanthaceae.
UUCUUUCACUAAUCACUACUGCUGCCUGCGGAAAGAAAUUCACCUUUGUACUUUUGCAGGCGCUGAUCUUUUGAUCGCUAUAUAUAUAUAUAUAUACAUAUAUGCAUCUUGCAACCGCAAUUCCACGCAGAUUUUUUGUGUUUGAAUUGUAUCUGGAUAUGGAAGUUUGUGUUUGUAGUUAGAGAGAGAGAGAGAGAGGAGAGAGGAAGAGAGAUGCGGAAGGAGUACAGCUGUGAGAGUGUGGCGUCAAUGAAGAGUAGAGAAAUGGAAGAAGACGAGCAGGUGCUUUGUUGGAAGAGGAGGAGGUUUUGUUCUGAAGUUGAAAAUGAGCGCCAGGAAGUGGUGGUGGAGAAUUUCGUAGCGUCGCCGGCGGCGUCCUGGACCUCUGGUUGCUCCAAGGAUGGUGAAUCAAAGGACGUUGUGAAGAGUUUGAGAGCAAGUACAGAUCUGGAGAAUCUGGAGUUGAAGCUGGAUGGUUAUGAAAGAGAAAAUUCUACGUCGAUGGCCGGGGGUUUCAGUCGAGAGACAACUCCGACCAGCGAGCUUUGUGGAGAUUCGGAGGAAGUUUUGAUGAACUCAGUAGCGUCCACGCCGACAAAGAAGUCACCCGUGCCUCCGUCGAUGAGUCGCCGGAAGUCUUCAUCAUCAUCGGCGGAAAAGAUGCCAUCGGAGGCGGAACUGGAAGAAUUCUUCACGACGGCGGAAAAGUACGAGCAGAAGCGAUUCGCUGAAAAGUACAACUACGAUAUAGUGAAGGACGUUCCGUUGGAGGGGAAGUAUCAGUGGGUUCGUUUGCAUUAAGAAGAAACCAUACCAGGCACCUUCUGAUUCCUCCUCCUGUUACUUUCUCCUCCUCCAUUUUCUAGGUGAAGCUCUACUGUUCAAAAGGAGGACGACAUUAAUCCAAUUCAACUUUUUAUCCCUACACUAAAUCUGCCUCUCUCUCUCUCUCUCUCUCUACGAUCUGUAUAGCAUAAUUUCCCAAUUUUCUGUAAAGCAGCAGCAGCAGCAGCAGGACAGGAGGUAAUUAUAAUUAGUUAGUUUUCUCCAAGUGAAUUACUCCAUUUCUUAAUCAUGCUAAUUGAUGAUAGACAAGUGGAUAUCAUUGUCAGAACCGACUGAGGAAGGGUAGCUAGCUAGCUAGCAAAUUGAUCUGAGGUAGGUUUUAACUGCUUUCUCAGUAACAUGUUUUUGCGCAUCUCUUCCAAUUAAUUGAGAAGGGCCUUUUUGUUUUCUUCA